Aricia agestis (brown argus) is the source of this 449-nucleotide messenger RNA. Its product is annotated as acylphosphatase-2-like. The coding region runs from base 125 to 430 and encodes 101 amino acids. Gene Ontology annotation, molecular function: acylphosphatase activity. Lineage: Eukaryota; Metazoa; Arthropoda; Insecta; Lepidoptera; Lycaenidae. The record is from RefSeq and is a predicted model, not a curated record. The transcript has 3 exons.
AUUGUAGUGGGUAUAUCGACGAUAUGUAGGGCGGCGGACAUUGGUAUCUGGGCGGGCGGCAUCAAAACAGUGCGCGUACGCUGCCAAUUCGAUUUUUGAAAGUGUUUUUUUUUUCAGAGUGAAAAUGAGUGGUGAAGACCCGUAUAUUCUGAAGAGCGUGGAGUUCGAGGUGUAUGGACAGGUUCAAGGUUGCAAUUUCAUAAAAUAUUGUAAAGAUAUCGCUGAGGAUCUUGGCUUAGGAGGUUGGGUGAAGAACUCCAAGAAAGGCACCAUAGUGGGCAAGAUACAAGGACCGAAACAGACCCUGGAUCAGAUGAUUGACUGGCUCAGCACGACCGGCUCCCCUGGCUGCAAGAUAGAGAAGUGCGACCUCACUAACUGGCAGUAUCUGUCGCGGCUCGACUACCACGACUUUAGUAUACGCUUCUGAAAAUAUACUGUAAAUCUAU